Messenger RNA from Acanthosepion pharaonis, 804 nucleotides. NCBI's taxonomy places the organism in Eukaryota, Metazoa, Mollusca, Cephalopoda, Sepiida, Sepiidae. The record is from the annotation of a GenBank genome assembly.
AUGAACACUUUGAAAGUCUUUGUUGCUCAGUUCCCAUCACUCUGUUCCAUUAUCACAUUUAAACUAACCUUGUAUUUUUCUCAACCCACACUGCUUCUCUUGCUCUGUCAAACAAGAUCCUUCUGUCUAGAUCAUUCUCUUUCAAAGCAGCUUUGUCUCUUUCUGACCCCUCCCUCAGCUAUGUCUAUCUCUCUGCCCCUUAAAUCUAUUUUGUAUAUUUCUCUUUCCCUCUUCCUCAAUUGUUGCUUCUUUUCAACUCUCUUGAAACAGCUUUUGCUAUCCCUUUCUCAUCAAGUUUGCAUCUCCCUUUCUUGUGAGCUUUGUGUCUCUCACUUUUUUGAGCCAGAUUUGCAUCUUUCCCUCUCUCUUGAGGUAGCUUUGCAUCUCCCUUCUUACCUCUCUCUCUCGGGCUUUGCAUCUCUCCUUCUGUCUAUCUCUCUCACUCUCUCUGCAGCUUUGCGUCUCCCUCCCUACCACUCUCCCUCUCUCUCUCUCUCUCUCUCUGAAAUUUUGCAUCUCCCUCCUUCUCUUGCUCUCUUGAGGCAGUAUUGUGUAUUCCUCCCUCUCUCUCUCACUAUCUUUGCAGCUUUGUAUCUCUCUCCUUCACGCUUUCUCGAGGCAGCUUUGUGUCUCCCUCCCUGUCUUUCUCAAGGCAGCUUUGCAUCUUCUCCCCACCCUCUCAAGGAAGCUUUGCAUAUCCCUCCCUCUUUUGUGUGCAGCUUUGCAUCUGUCUCACUCUCUCCCUCACUCGAGGCAGCUUUGCAUCUCCUUUCCUUGCAUCUCCCUGCCUCUCUCUCAAGGUAG